AUGGGUAUAUCGAGGAUCCAAUAUCCUCCUACUAUUCUGCCAAUUCAUCCCUUCUUCAACAUAUGCGCCCUUGGAAUCAUGGCUACAUUCGUCACGCAUAAGAUCAUGGGCACUGCUCUUCAAACUACCGAGAGGUAUACAGACUUGCAAGCACGAGGUGUGGGUGCCUUUGGAGUGAUCUGCUCAGCACAUGAUUCAAAGGCCAACCGAACGGUUGCCAUAAAGAAGAUAGGGAAUCCUUUUGAUAGUUCUGCCCGGGUCAAGCGCACGUAUCGCGAGUUAAUCAGCAUCACAGAUAUCUUCAUCUCACCAGCGGAAGAUCUUUAUCUUGUGAUGGACUGUUGCAUGACAGACCUUCAUGAAUUGAUCCAAUCAAGAUCGAAGCCACUGGAUAACAAGUUCAUCCAGUUCUUUACCUACCAACUGCUGCGAGGAUUAAAAUUCAUCCACUCUGCUGGUGUUAUCCAUCGUGAUCUUAAACCUAGCAACGUUCUGAUCAAAGAAAACUGCGACUUGAAGAUUUGUGACUUUGGUCUAGCUCGAGAACAAGAUCAUCAGAUGACUGGCUAUGUCUCCACACGAUAUUACCGAGCUCCAGAAAUAAUGUUGACUUGGCAAAGAUACAGCUAUGCAGUGGAUAUCUGGAGUACUGGUUGCAUUCUGGCAGAGAUGCUCCUAGGGAAAGUCCUCUUACCGGGAACAGACAAUGUGCAUCAUUUCAAACUGAUGACUGAGAUGUUUGGGAAACCACCCAAAGAGUUUAUGGAGACAGUGUACAGCGACGUUACGAUGAAGUUUGUGAACUCGCUACCUGAAGCCGAACCCCAGUCGCUUAGAGCUACCCUGGGUGAUGUAGACUCUAAAGCCGUUGAUCUCUUGGAGAAAAUGCUUGAUAUAGACCCACAGAAGAGAAUCACAGCGGCGGAUGCCAUACCCCAUCUAUACCUUUCAACCUAUUCGGACUUAAACGACGAACCCGAGUGUGAGAAACAAAUUGACUGGUCUUUAUUAGAUUCAGAAAUGACAACGGAUCAAUGGAAGACUAAAAUGUAUUUCGAGAUUUUGAAUUAUCACACUGGUUCUUACAACUGGGAAGACACUGACCCUAAAGCCCACGAGGGAAGAUUUGAGGAUUGGAUGCGUACGGAGAUAACGGUGGGUACAUAUUAG
Molecule: messenger RNA, 1170 nt
Organism: Penicillium verrucosum
Lineage: Eukaryota; Fungi; Ascomycota; Eurotiomycetes; Eurotiales; Aspergillaceae
Exons: 9
Coding region: 1-1170 (389 amino acids)
Biological process (GO): osmosensory signaling pathway; cellular response to oxidative stress; stress-activated MAPK cascade
Cellular component (GO): cytoplasm; nucleus
Molecular function (GO): ATP binding; protein serine/threonine kinase activity
Source: RefSeq, a predicted model, not a curated record